UUAUUAUGACACGUUUCGUUUUGUUUGCGUUUGUUGUAAGAUAUAAUGUCACUUGUGUGCUUUAUCUUCAGAGUUUCAUGUACCAAACCUCUUCGAAUGUUUGGCACGAUAACACAACGAAUUAGCAGGUUGUCUUCAAAUAUUUUGGUAGCGAGCAGAAAUUCUUAGAGCCCCCAGGGCUUCUUGUUAACGUGUGGUAAGGGUAACCAAACAUUUGCUAAAAUAUUGAUGUUGUCGACGUACUUUGUACGGAACGGUAAACUUCUUUCCAUGAGUUGCUUUCUUUGCAUUGUAUUAUUUAAAUUAGUUGUUGUUAUGACUGUGACUGAAGACAAUGUACUUUGUGAUGAUCAAGUAAUUAUCAAUGAUAACACAGGUGUUGAUAUAAAUGGAGAUGUGGACUUGCAAAGUGAUACUGCAGAAAACAUACCAAGUUUUCAGGAACAAGCAAAACUGAUCAAAAGCUCAAUAGAGGAAACACUUGUUACGGGAGACACAUGGUAUCUUCUUGACAUUGGCUGGUGUGCUAUAAAAAAAUCAAAUAUAUUUACUAUGUACAGGUAUCUUCUUGACAUUGGCUGGUACAAGAAAUGGAAGCAAUAUGUUGCGUUAGCACAAAUUAAAAAAGAUAACAAUGAGCAUCCGGGUCCUAUUGAUAACAGUCCUUUGCAUCAAACUGGAAAAUCAGAGUUGAAAGAAGGUCUCUUAGAAGGUAGAGAUUACAAACUGAUUUCACAAACUGGGUGGGAUCACUUAGUGCAGUGGUAUUCACUAUCACCUGAGCAAGAACCUAUUGCAAGAAAGGUUGUUGAGCAUGGUCUUUACAUAAAAGAAACAAAAGUUGAAGUUUAUCUGAUUGAGCUGACACUUAGUACAUUCAGAGAUUUGGAAAGGGUUGAAAUAUACAACUUUAGUAAAGCUAACACAAUAGCUGAUGCUGUCGAAAAAACAAAACGUUUAUUUAACAUUGAUGCAAAUGAAGAUGUCAGAGUUUGGAUCAAGUUCAUGUCAAAUACAUAUGAACUACUAAUUAAACUUGAAAAUACAUUACAAGAUAGUAGUAUUAAAAGUGGACAGAUGCUUGUCCUGGAACAGAAAGAUGAUAAAGGUGACUGGCCAAGACAAACAAGAUCCAGGUCAUUGUCAUCAUCAUCUGGAAUGAAUAUUUCAACAGCAGCUGAUUCUGGAAUAGGAAACAGACCAUCAACUAUUUCCACUGUUAGUUACUCUCCAUUCUCUUCAAGUCAUGGUGGUAGACAGCGUUUCAUGUCAACCAAACCAGGACUGUGUGGUUUAAACAACAUUGGAAACACAUGCUUUAUGAAUUCAACUCUGCAAUGCCUCAGUAAUACAACACCUCUUACAAAAUUUUUCCUCUCAAAUACAUACAAACAUGAAUUGAACCCAACAAACCCUCUUGGUAUGCAUGGGAAUAUUGCAGAAGCGUAUGCAGAUCUAAUACACAAUAUUUGGAGUGGCCAAAACAAUUCUAUCACUCCCAGACAGUUUAAGAUGGAAGUUGGUCGAUUUGCACCACGGUUUUCAGGUUACCAACAGCAAGACUCUCAUGAACUGUUAGCAUUCCUACUUGAUGGUUUGCAUGAAGAUUUAAAUAGAGUGAAGCAAAAGCCAUACAUUGAACUCAAAGAUGAUGAAGGGAGGCCUGAUGAGGUAGUAGCAGCUGAGGCAUGGAAAAAUCAUUCCAAAAGAAACGAUUCUAUUAUUGUUGAUUAUUUUCAUGGACAGUUUAAAUCCACUGUCGCAUGUCCUGUUUGUGAGAAGAAAUCGGUGACAUUUGAUCCGUUUUGUUAUCUCUCUCUACCACUACCAAUAAAGAAGGAACGCAACCACACUAUCACUUUUGUUUCACUGGAUUCACUCAAAAAACCACUAAGGGUUAAAGUAACAGUACCAAAACUUGGUUGUAUUUCUGAUCUCAUUAAUAGCAUUGCGAAAUUAACAGGAACUGAUCCUGACAAGCUUAUUGUGACCGAUGUGUGUAAUUCCACAUUUCAUAAAAGAUUUUCAGUCAGGGAUAGUUUAAGUCAAAUUACUGAACGUGGCCAUAUCUUUGUUUAUGAGAUUCCUUUCAAAGUAUCAAAUGGUGAUAACGAAGAAUUAUUAGUGUUACCAGUAUAUUUGCGAGAAAUAAAAAAGAAUACACACCAAUACUCAUCAAGUAAUUAUACUCAUUUUUUUGGAACACCACUGCUUGUACCAGUACCAAGAACAUCUACUACUAUAGAUGACUUGUAUCAGAUAAUUCUUCGAGCUAUGAGACGAUUUGUUCAAAUCCCAACUCCUGAUGAAACUGAAGAAAACGAGAGAGAUUCAGAAAAAGAUACAGAAAUAAAUAUCGAAAAUGAAGAUGAAGCAAUGGAAGAGGUAGAGGAAGAAUCAGAUAACGAGGCGAAAAUAAAACAGGAAACACUAGAAAAAGAAGAUGCAGAUGAUACAGCUCAAAGUGAGAAACCUGCAAAAAAAUUAAAUCGUUUAUUCGAAAUAAAAAUUGUCAACUCGAAUGGCUCCCAUGAUUUUCAAACUUUAAAGUAUACUGAUAAAGAACCUAUAAAGUUAAAUUCUAAAAUUUAUUUUGCAAUCGACUGGAAACCUACAGUUAAGAAAACACAUUACAAUGGAACAUUAGCCAAAGAGGUAGACUAUCAUCCCAGUGUUCACGCCGUUCCAGAAGCAAGGAAGACUAUUCAAUUGAAGGAUUGUUUAGAACUGUUCUUACAACAAGAAAAGCUUGGAGAGGAGGAUCCUUGGUACUGUCCACAGUGCAAGGAACAUCGACAAGCAUUCAAAAAAUUCGAUUUAUGGUCUUUACCUAAAAUCUUGGUUAUUCAUCUUAAGAGAUUUUCCUAUAACAGGUAUUGGAGAGACAAAUUGGACGCCUUAGUAAAUUUUCCAAUUACGCAAUUAGAUUUAACAGAUUACGUCAUAAACAAGAAACAUGGUCGAGCAGUGUACGAUUUGCAUGCAGUUUCGAAUCAUUACGGAGGAAUGGGUGGAGGACAUUACACAGCGUACGGAAUUAAUUGUUAUGACGGACAAUGGUAUUAUUUUGACGAUUCUUCCGUGUCUUCAUCAGAUGCGUCGUCAUCUGUGUCGAAAGCUGCAUAUGUUUUGUUCUAUACAAGAAGGGACGAUCCAGAUAACGAAAUGAUGAAUACAAGCGAGCUACUGACGGAUGACCCUGAUGUCUUCGAAAAUGACGGCGAAGAAAACAUGUAAUAUAUAUAUCUGAUUAGUUUUCGCAUUGACAAGAAUUAUUCUUUUAAAUUGUCCAAAAA
Hydractinia symbiolongicarpus is the source of this 3296-nucleotide messenger RNA. Its product is annotated as ubiquitin carboxyl-terminal hydrolase 15-like. Gene Ontology annotation, molecular function: cysteine-type deubiquitinase activity. Lineage: Eukaryota; Metazoa; Cnidaria; Hydrozoa; Anthoathecata; Hydractiniidae. Gene Ontology annotation, biological process: protein deubiquitination. The transcript has 28 exons. The record is from RefSeq and is a predicted model, not a curated record. Bases 229 to 3237 code for a protein of 1002 amino acids.